AAAAAUAUUGCUAAAGGCUUUAGUGAUGUUCAAAUUAAAGUGAGAGAAGCUACCUCUAAUGACCCAUGGGGUCCUAGUGGCACACUCAUGAAUGAGAUAGCUCAACUCACUUUUAACGAAUCUGACUUUAUUGAAAUAAUGGAUAUGAUUGACAAGAGACUAAAUGAUAAAGGAAAGAACUGGCGUCAUGUAUUCAAGGCAUUACUCUUGUUAGAUUAUUGUUUACAUGUGGGGUCAGAAAAUGUCGUUUUAUACGCCAAAGAGAACGUCUAUGUUGUAAAAACCUUGAGAGAAUUCCAACAUAUCGACGAAAGUGGAAAGGAUGUAGGAGCAAAUGGUAACACCAUAUUUUUUCUUUCUUUCUUUUUUCUUAAUAUAUUUCUUAUAGUGAGACAGAAGGCAAAGGAUGUCACAAAUUUAUUAAUGGACGAUAAUCGAUUAAGAGAGGAAAGACGCCAAAGACAGGGUAUGCGUGAAAGAAUGGCACACGUUGGAGAUUAUCUGAAUGAGACUGUGAGACAAAUUGAUGGUGGUCAAGGGCGUUAUGAUGAAGACGCUGAUCUACAGAAAGCAAUAGCCGAAAGCAAACGCAUUGCUGAAGAAGAAGCAAAAAAUAGACGUCAAGGGUAA
This is a messenger RNA of Rhizopus microsporus ATCC 52813, 630 nucleotides long. RefSeq names its product ENTH-domain-containing protein. NCBI's taxonomy places the organism in Eukaryota, Fungi, Mucoromycota, Mucoromycetes, Mucorales, Rhizopodaceae. The record is from RefSeq and is a predicted model, not a curated record. Gene Ontology annotation, molecular function: phospholipid binding; clathrin binding. Gene Ontology annotation, biological process: actin filament organization; endocytosis. The annotation marks the transcript as partial. The transcript is spliced from 3 exons. Gene Ontology annotation, cellular component: plasma membrane; clathrin vesicle coat; endosome.